AAUUUACUUGCAGUAAAUGAGAGACAACAUGGAAGUAUUCUGUAUAUUCCACUAGCAUUAUCAAUUCGUAACCUUCAUGAAACUGUAGUAGAAAGAUUAAAAAAUACUUAUAGUGAUUCUUUACCUUCUAAUAUUAAUAUUCUAUCAGAUGAAUAG
Messenger RNA from Racocetra persica, 156 nucleotides. NCBI's taxonomy places the organism in Eukaryota, Fungi, Glomeromycota, Glomeromycetes, Diversisporales, Gigasporaceae. The record is from the annotation of a GenBank genome assembly.